Messenger RNA from Paramisgurnus dabryanus, 1703 nucleotides. RefSeq names its product SIL1 nucleotide exchange factor (gene sil1). NCBI's taxonomy places the organism in Eukaryota, Metazoa, Chordata, Actinopteri, Cypriniformes, Cobitidae. Gene Ontology annotation, cellular component: endoplasmic reticulum. Gene Ontology annotation, molecular function: adenyl-nucleotide exchange factor activity. The record is from RefSeq and is a predicted model, not a curated record.
GAUGAAGUCCGGAAGUUUAAGUGGUUUCUGUCAUUAGUUUCUUAUGGAUAGUUGCAUUUUACAUGGGGUUAAGCUCGGCAGGUUGUUAUAAAAAUAAAUGUUAAGAUUCUAGAUAAGGAAAAAAAUAACAUGUUCACUAUCUAGAUAUUAUUUUAUAUUAGGGUGGUCUAUUGUGUAGGAUGGACGUGAUUGAACAACACUGUCUAUGGAAGUAGCUGUAGUAACGUUAAUUGUUUUUGUUUGACAAAAUGCUGAUAUUACGUACAAUGCAAAAUAAGAGGAUUUGCACUCUUGGGGUAAUAAUCACCAUCUGGAUUUUCAGUCUUCAUCUCGUACGUGCCUACGAUGUAAAGUCACCAACAGCUCUAACCAUCAAAGAUAGCCCUGAUGAUCUAAACAGAGAUGAAGAGUCACAGUUACACGAUGAUGAUGAUGAAGACUUGGAGGUGUUUAGACCCACAGACAAGUGGCAAACUCUCAAACCAGGUCAAGCAGUUCCAGCAGGCUCUCAUGUCAGACUAAAUCUUCAGACCGGGCAAAGAGAGGUCAAGUUAGGAGAGGAGGAACGUCUCAAAUAUUUGAGAGAUGGAAAUGGGCCAGGAACGAUUAACGUGCAGAACCCUUCAUUCACUUCUCAAGAGUUGAAAGAGGCCCUGAAAAAGUUUAAAGAAGGAUUGGAUGAUUCUGCAGACACCAAACAAGAAGAAGAUGCGGUGAGAGCCCAAUUUCGUUCGAUGGAGGAGUUGAAAAAAGACAUGGCGGCACUUGACAUGCUGGUGGAGACAGAUGUUCAAGUUAUGAGGAGACUUUUAAACCAAUUCAAUGAUACUAACAGCACAACUGAAGAAAAAGUAACUGCUCUUCAUGACCUGGAGUACCUUGUGCAUCAGGUAGAUAAUGCCCAAAAUUUGGUGUCCAUGGGAGGAAUGCAGCUGGUAGUAAAUGCGUUAAACAAUACAGACAUUCGUCUUCAGGAGAGCGCUGCUUUUGUGCUUGGAUCUGCUGUUUCAAGUAACCCCUCAGUGCAAGUUGAGGCAGUGGAAGGCGGUGCAUUACAAAAGCUGCUGACGUUGCUUGCCACUCAGCGACCCAUGAUGGUUAAGAAAAAGGUGUUGUUUGCUGUGGCCUCACUGCUGCGUCACUUCCCGUUUGCUCAAAGUCACUUUUUAAAGCUUGGUGGUGCGCAGGUGCUUAGUGAAUUAUUUCAAACAACGGGAGCAGAUGCCCUGCGUGUGAGAAUCAUCACAAUCCUCUAUGAUAUGAUCAUUGAGAAGGAGUUGAUAUCCCAGGUGGGCAUGGACCUCAUUCCAGAUUCCUCUCACCAGGAGCGUUUGCGACAAUACGCCAAAGUCUCCCUUUUGCCCGUGUUGGUAGAGCAGGGGUGGUGUAACCUUGUCCCUGAACUUUUAGCAUCUCCUGAGCACGACUGGAGAGAGAAAGCUCUUCGCACGUUGCUUGCCAUGAUGGCUCAAUGUCAGACCCAGUUUAAACAAAACCCCACAUUGAUCUAUUCUCUUAAUGAACUACAAAUACAGUACAGAGAACUGGUUCUCACAGAGCACGAUGUAGGGGAAGAGGAUGGAUACUUUGGAGAGAUCCUGGCUCUUGUGGACUCUAUGAUGGUUAAACUGCAAUAGGUGUAAAAUGGGACUGCUUUCGUCUUGGAACAUCAAGAACUAAUAAAAAGACUUUUGAAUGAUGAA